Molecule: messenger RNA, 1572 nt
Organism: Uranotaenia lowii
Lineage: Eukaryota; Metazoa; Arthropoda; Insecta; Diptera; Culicidae
Product: polyprenol reductase
Exons: 4
Coding region: 290-1234 (314 amino acids)
Biological process (GO): dolichol-linked oligosaccharide biosynthetic process; polyprenol catabolic process
Cellular component (GO): endoplasmic reticulum
Molecular function (GO): 3-oxo-5-alpha-steroid 4-dehydrogenase activity
Source: RefSeq, a predicted model, not a curated record
ACGUGAGAAUGAAGAUCGGGCAGAGAUUAAUCCACAUACAGCCUCACGAAACAUCUUUUUUUAAUCGUAUGCUUGGAUUGAUGGAGCAGCAUAGCUGCAUACUUUUGACAGAGAAAGUUCUUUGAGCCAUCAUCAUCAGAUGGUUUCGUGUGUUCAUUGAAGUCGGUAACCGUGCAUAAAAAACUUUCACAUUUCUUCAGUUUAUCAGAUAUGAUUACAUUCAUCUAUUAGCAAGAUUAUUGAUAACGUCGCCUAUCAUUAGUGUUUGAAUACGUUCUCGCGAAUCGAAAUGCUGCUGGAAACGUUGCUAGAUCUGCGAUCAAUCAAUUUGGUCAACUUUCUGUUUGUCCAGUUGUUGGUGGUGGUCGUGUUGCUGGGUGGGCUGAUUGCUACCAUCGAGAAACAUCUGCCCUCGGCCAUCAGUCAAACCUUCCGAUACGGUAAACAUGCCCACAAAGGCCCCCAGGAUCGGCUGGUGUCGCUGCUAGAGGUCCCGAAGUCAUGGUUCAAACAUUUCUACCUGUUUGCGGCCCUCUGGUCCGGGGCUGGGUUCUAUUUCAUGAUCAACACUUACCUGGGUGGAAAACCGGUACCCGAACAUGUGACCGAUUUUUUGGAUAUUAUGGCAACUUCAAGAAGAUCGGUCAAAACAACACCCACCGAAACGAUGGUGGCAAUGGUUCUCAUUACGCUGCAGUGCUGGCGUCGAUUCUACGAGACCUGGUUCGUGCAAGUAUUUUCCUCCAAGCUAAAGAUGAACCUAUCCGCCUAUCUCGUUGGCUACAUCCAUUAUUUCGGUACCGUGACGGUUAUCCUAAGCCAGGCGGAAGGAUUCGUUCGUCAUGAGGGAUAUUCGGUGCCCUAUCGAUUCGAGUUAUCUCCCCGGCUCGCCCUUGGGAUUGCAGUUUUUAUCUAUGCUUGGCGCUACCAGUUUCAAUCGAAUCUGAUUAUGGCCAACCUCAGGAAGGAUGCCACCGGCAAAGUGGUCUCACAGAAGCAUUCGAUCCCGCGGGGUGGUUAUUUCGAGCUCAUAUCGUCGCCACACAUGUUCUUCGAGAUCGUAAUGUACGUGGCGUUGCAUGGGAUUAUCGUGCGCAAUACCUCCGUAAUGUAUGUACUUAUCUGGGUGCUGUCAAAUCAGACGAUGAAUGCCUGGCUCACGCAUCAGUGGUACCGGGAGAAUUUCAAAGACUAUCCAACGGCGAGACGUGCCAUUUUCCCGUACGUGUUGUAGGACCUGAACACGUUGAUCCCCUUGCACAAGCGCACAGUGCCUUCCGAGUGUUCAACCUCAAUUGUUACUUAGUAUUACUGAAACAUAGGACAGUGAUGGAUGAUUCGAAUCGAAUAUACCUAUAAAUGUAUGUAUAUUCAUGAUGAAACUUUUCCGCUAACGUAAUGGAUCUAUAAGGUAUGUGUUUAUUAAUUUAUUUCCUCUUUAAACAGCAGUGAUAGAUUUGUUUGGUAAAAUCUAUAAGUUACUCCGUUUAUUGUUACACUGGUUUAUUUAGCGGUAGUAUUUAGGUACAAACGAAUUGUGUUUGUGCACUAAACUAAAUAAAAAAAAACUAA